Messenger RNA from Lodderomyces margitis, 1419 nucleotides. RefSeq lists its product as uncharacterized. Gene Ontology annotation, biological process: intracellular protein transport; endocytosis. Bases 1 to 1419 code for a protein of 472 amino acids. Gene Ontology annotation, cellular component: cytoplasmic vesicle; clathrin adaptor complex. The record is from RefSeq and is a predicted model, not a curated record. NCBI's taxonomy places the organism in Eukaryota, Fungi, Ascomycota, Pichiomycetes, Serinales, Debaryomycetaceae. The transcript has a single exon.
AUGAUCGAAGCAGUGUACAUCACAGACAUAUCAAACACGUUGGUGUUUGAGUAUUGCGAUAGUUUAUCACUACCUAAAUUCAAGACUUUUCUCCCCAAAUUAUCCAACCUUGAAACUAAUCAAGUUGGCCUUGAAAGCUCACAAAUUGACACACCAACUAAAAUCACCAUCAACUCAAAUUACUAUGUAGUUGGCCAUAACCACUUGUCACUACAUUUUUACGUCUUGUGCUCCGAGGGUAAAACGGCAUCCAAUCCACUCAUUCCACAUACAUUUAUUUUACGAUUGAUAGAAACGUUGGAAGACUACUUUGAUGAAUUGACUAGGAGCAAGAUUGAAGCCAACACUGAUAUAAUCACGCUUAUUUUGUACCAGAUGCUCGAUGAUGGAAUGCCUUAUAUAACAGAUUUCAACAAGAUAAGAGAUUUGGUGAGCCACACGUCCCUCCUUUCCAAGAUUAUCAAUGAAGCAUCAAGAACUACUGGGUUACAACCGGAAGUUAAACAAAGUUUUGCCACUGAUAUACCGUGGCGGAGAAGUGACGCACGUCACACAAGCAAUGAGAUGUACGUCGAUGUUAUGGAAACGGUGAAUUUGAUUUUAAAGCCAAUUGUAGCAAAAUCGAAAUUGGAACAGUAUGAUUCGGCUUUUUAUUCGAGCAAAGCUGACAACCAGGUGGACAAUUAUGUUUUGAGUGGAUGCAUUGAUGGCCAAAUCGACUUUUUCAGUAAAUUAAGUGGGGCACCUACCUUGGAACUAGUUUUGAACAAAGUGGGAUCGAACUUGAGCUUGCUUCGUUUCCAUAGAUGCAUCAACAUGGAUUUAUUCAAGGAAAGGCGUGGAGUUCUAUCAUUCAUUCCACCCGAGGGGAAAAGCACAUUGAUGAAGUACCAAAUUGACUUGAAUGAGCUAAAGAGUAAUCGGGAAAAGACGAGUUUAUUAAAAUUGAGCACAAUUGAUGUUCAGUUUUUAGUUGAACCACAGUCGUCCGAGUUUGAAAUAAAGUUGUUUCCCGCAAAUAUGAUUACUAAGAUUGACUAUAUCAAAGUGGAAAUUGUAUGUGAGGACGCCAAUGAUCAAGUGAAGGUGAAUAGAAUCAGUUAUGGCGAUUUUCAAACUCGUUUAUCGGGCAAGCACGAGUGGUGUAUAAAAGACUUGAAAAAGGGUGUAGUUCCCACAUUCAAUGGAACAAUUGUUGAACAAAUCGAGCAAGACAAGGAAGAAUUGGAAGGGCAGACGACUACUCAUAAACGACCUUUGCAUCUAAAGUUAGAUUAUAGUCAUAAAGGUCCAGUGCCUAGUGGAUUGAAAGUCGAUAGUCUUUUAGUAGUCAAUGCAAAAGGCUUGGGGGAGAAUGCUAAACCUUACAAAGGAGUCAAGUAUGCUACAAAGAGUGGGGACUAUAUAGUGAGAUCGUAA